AGAACGAGUAUCGAGGAUGUAUGAUAUUGAGCAAGUUAAUUAACACAAUUUAAAUCUGAUUUAAACAUAUCUGAUUUGUUAAUUCAGAACUUACGAAAAUCGUGUUUACACUAUACGUUCUCUAAUGUAUAGGAUCUAUUGUUAAACAUUAAUAACAUUUUUAAAUCAAGGAAAUGUGGCGUGUUUUUUUUUCUUGGUAACGUUUACGUUUGUCAGCGAAGCGUGCAGGCCAGUGGUUGUGAAUUCCCCCAAUGAGUUGAUACAACGGCGCUGUAAACAGUUAUUUACAAGUAGGAUUGCCGUUUGGUGACACGAGCAUCUUAUCGUUCUUGCGAAUACCUUAAGCUUUUUGAGUACAUAGCGGCACGGAGGAUCAUAAAGCUGGGAGUUGGGAUAUCGCGACAACAGCAUUGGAUUCACUGGCACGCUCGAAUUAUGGAUUUAUUCUCUGGACUUACGUUUAUGUUCUUCAUGGGCAUAUGUCAAGGACAGACAACGUUGUAUGCGCAAAUACGGAUGUCUGGCAUCACUGGAAAGGUUACAUUCCAACAACCACAGCCUGGUCAAAAUGUCAUCAUAGACUUUGACAUUCCCAGUCUGCAAUCUGGCAGCUAUAUGUUUGAGCUGCGAGAGUUUCGGGUGAACUACGACAGCCCCAACCCGUGUGAGGGUAUUGGCGAUGUCAAUGGAGAAGCAGCGUUUUCUUUCAGGCAAAGGUCAUCUGUCUGUUGAAAACAUAGACCUGUCUGGACCCAAGUCCAUUGAAGGUCGAUCGAUAGUGAUCAGAAACGAUACAACUCUCAAAGUAUGCUCCACAGUCGAAGCAGACGUUGAAUAUGUUACAGCAUUCGCCAACUUCCCAGCAACCAUAGGGGGCAGUGUUGUAUUCAGACAGCAGCUUGACAAACCAGACGCUGACACUUUCAUGUAUUUGAAUCUGUACUGGGUCAGCUUAAACAGAGAAACAGAACCACUCGACUGGCAGAUUAAUAACGGUAUUGUUAGCAUGGAUGUUGAAGCAACAACGACAUUAGAGAACAGGUGUAGCACGACCAUUGGAAAUCUGUACAACCCUACACUUGCUAAUGAGGUUGGUUGCUCUGUAGAUAACCAAUCACCUUGCAGCAUAGGAAAUCUGACAGGCAAACAUGGGAAUGUCACUAUCAUUCGAAUGUCCCCAUUUAAAGCGUUCUACACUGACCAAAAUCUUCCUCUGAAAGGUAAAAAUUCUAUCAUUGGAAAGACCAUUGCUUUUCGGAAAGGCAAUAAGUAUGUUGGGUGCGCAAAUAUCAUCCAGUACCCCAGUAAACAUGGAGAGGCUAUGUUUAGUGACGAUGGUGUCUCAGGCAGUGUGAUUAUGUCUCAGCAGUCACCAUUGGAUGUGGCAGUUAUUAAACUGAACCUGACAAAUCUGGGCAACAAAGCAGGGGGAUACCAUGUUCAUGUUUGGCCAGUUCCCGUUAAAACCUCCGCUGGUGGCCACUGCAGUGAUUCAGACGUCAGCGGCCAUUUUAAUCCCUUCAAUGUUAAUGUGAAUAAUAACUAUCCCGCUUUAAACUCGACAACUCCUGAUCGUUAUGAGGUAGGUGACUUUAGCGGGAAGUUUGGCUCUUUGGCAAACAUGAAUACGGUUGUGAAGAAUUUCUUUGACCCUACACUGCAGCUAUUUGGGAAAAAUUCCAUUCUUGGUCGCAGUUUGGUCAUUCACUACGCAUCAGAUGGAUCUCGUUGGAUAUGUUCAACAAUAAGGCACAAGGAAAAUGUUCAAAUGACAACGGCGUAUGCAAAAUUCACCUAUCCUGUUAUAGGCAUGCUUGUACUACGCCAGCCCAAGGACCAGUGGUAUGCUGAUACUCAGAUCUACGUGGAAUUGGACUACGGAACUGAUUCAAGUACAACAACCGUGAACCAUAACUGGCAUGUCCAUCAGUAUCUGGCAGGCCCUGAUUUUAUGGCCCAAGAAUCUCGUUGCAGUUCAGCAGGCGCCCAUUUUAAUCCGUAUGGUGUGGAUAUGAGUUCUAAUUACAGUAUUGAGUGCAACUCUGAAAAACCAUUUCGCUGUGAGCUGGGGGACCUGUCGGGAAAGCACGGUAAUGUUAAUAUUCGAAAAUCUAGUGGUGGCAAGCAGAAAUAUUUUUUUACAGACAUACAGCUUCCUCUAACGGGACCAUUGUCAAUUAUAGGAAAGUCUUUAACUAUACAUACCGAAAAUAAUGGUAGUCCAAGAUUGUCAUGUGCCAACAUCAUUGAAAGAAAAAACAAAGUUGUUGAAGUUUCUAAGUGGCAAGCAUCAAAAGGCCAGGGCACACCAACGGGAAAAGUAAUUAUUUCCCAGGAUGCAAUUGCCUGCCUUUCAGGAAUUUCCACGGUAACAGUACAGCUGUCAGGUCUCAUAUCAGGCCUCGACAACUUCCAUAUUCAUGAGUUUCCAACUGCAACGGUUGUUGCGGACAAAGUAUGCCAAGCAGAUGACGUGGGCGGCCACAUGAAUCCUUUCAAAGCCAACUUUCCGUAUGCAGGUGCUACACCCGGCACUCAUGACAUGUACGAAGUUGGAGACCUGAGUGGGAAAUAUAGCCCAAUAACUACGACCACAUACUCCGCAAGUGUUAACGAUAAAACUGUUGAGCUUGAUGGGCCAUACUCAGUGGCUGGGCGUUCUGUUGUCAUUCACAAGGGUGCCCAGAGAUGGGCCUGUGGAAACCUGGUGGAAGUCUCUGAUAGAGGCAUCAUGGUAGCUGCCCGAGCAGACUUCACUGGUGAUGUGAUGGGAUAUGUUUACAUGGAACAAUACCACUACCCUAAUGGAGACAAAAGUCCCACAUUGAUUGUGGUGGAACUGAGUUACCUGAAUUCCACGGAUCACAUCACAAACAAAGAUGUGACGGCAGAUCACAACUGGCAUGUUCACGAAAGUCGGGUUGCCCCUGGCGACAAGACCUGCAUGAGCUGCGGACCACACUACAACCCAUAUAAGGUGGACUUGAACAAUGGGUAUACCCAGUGCAGCAUGGACAACCCUCUACGCUGCGAAGUCGGCGAUCAGUCAGGGAAAAUGGGAAAAUACGAUAUCGGCAGAGGAAAGAGAGCGUUUACAGACGUAAAUCUUGAUUUGGAGGGACAAUUUUCAGCGGGCAAGCGGUCAGUGGUGUUCCAUGUAGCCAAUGGAGGAGCAGGGAGACUAGCCUGUGCUGACCUUGUACCCACAGGAAUGUCUGCAAUGUCAUACGAUAUGGCCUUCUUGCUUACCAAUUAUGAUAGGACUGAAGUAGAGGAGAGUGUAGCACUUUCUCUGAACACAGCCAUAGACAAUGUGCACGCAGUGCCCUUGCUGGAUGGAGUGAGCUGCUCUCAUGUCCGGGUCUACUUCCUUGGCAAAGACAAGGGCACCCUUAAAGCUCAGUUUGAGGAUGUGAUGAUUAGCAAUAACCAUGCUCACCUUGGCAGAUUUACCCCACAUGUUCGCUGCAUGACAAGUAAAAUGAGUCGUGAGUUGGUGUCCAUAGUGCUCAUGCUACUAUGCCUGCUUGUAUCCAAGCUCAGAUAGAUAUCGCUGCUACAAACUAGCGGGAAGUGAGACCGCUGGAUGGUCUCCCUUGUGCCACUUACAUACGCACUAGACUGUAGUAUAAAAUGCUCAAUAUCUCAGACUGUGCCUAUCUAUUAUGGCGCACCAAAGGGGUCGCAACUUUAACUUCUGCUGCAGCAGAAUAAAAUCCUGCUCGACCAGCACUUAUUUUUAGAUUAUGGCAUCAGCCAAUCAGAAUCAGAUUACACAUAGGCAAAAAUCCUGUAACGUUGGAGCAAUUUUGCACGUUCCUACAUGACUUAUAGAUUUUCAAGCUUAAUUAUUAUUUUAUGAAACACUACAAAAAAAGGAUGAGAAUUAAUAAUAAUUGAU
Dreissena polymorpha is the source of this 3901-nucleotide messenger RNA. RefSeq lists its product as uncharacterized. NCBI's taxonomy places the organism in Eukaryota, Metazoa, Mollusca, Bivalvia, Myida, Dreissenidae. Gene Ontology annotation, molecular function: metal ion binding. The record is from RefSeq and is a predicted model, not a curated record. Bases 680 to 3547 code for a protein of 955 amino acids. The transcript has 11 exons. Gene Ontology annotation, biological process: superoxide metabolic process.